Messenger RNA from Macrosiphum euphorbiae (potato aphid), 1500 nucleotides. The record is from the annotation of a GenBank genome assembly. Lineage: Eukaryota; Metazoa; Arthropoda; Insecta; Hemiptera; Aphididae.
AUGUAUCCUCAUGCCCGAUUAUUGUGUUUGAGUAAUUAUGCAGGGAAAUUGACAGACUUUUGGUCGAAUAGUAGUAGAUGUAUACAUCAAAUGAGUAUGAAAAAUAUUGUGAAAACACCGUUGAUUUGCGGUCAACCCACAGAUGAAUCUCAUCCCCAUUUAGUGAUGAAAGGUGAACUUGUCCCCGGAAUACAAAAAGAAGAAUUUACGAUUAGAAGACGCAAGUUAAUGGAAUCUGUAUUGAGUACAAGAAAAGAUUUUUACCAUGUAAUUGUUAUACCGUCAGCCAUUAGGCAGUACAUGUCUGACCAUAUUCCAUAUCCGUUUAGACAAAAUACGGAUUUUUUAUAUUUUAGUGGAUGUCUAGAAACUGACAGUGCUUUGGUUUUGUGCGGUAAUUCUGUUGAUAACUUUACGUCAACUCUAUUUGUCAAGCCUUAUGAUCUUCAGUCUGAGUUGUGGAAUGGACCUAGUACAAGAGCUGAGUGUGCAUCGUUAAUUUUUGGUGUUGAUGAUGGCAAAACAUUACCCCAGCUUUCAGAAUUUAUAAUGUCUGAACUUAAAGGCCAUAAAAAUUGUGUUCUAUGGUACAACCAAAAGCAAAAAGUCCAAAGUGUUGUUGAUAAGACUAUUAAUAAUGCUGCUGCAGAAAAUUCAAUUUAUCUAGAUGAUAGUUUGGUCGAUCAUUGUCACAAAUUACGACUAUAUAAGUCAUUAGCCGAACAACGGUUAAUGCGACAAAGUUGUAAAAUAGCCUCUAAAGCUUUUAUUGAAGCAAUGAUGUCAACAAAACCAGGGUCAACAGAACAUGAACUGUAUGCUAGGUUAGAUUUUGAAUGUCGAAUGGGUGGAGCUGAAUACCUUGCAUAUCCUCCAGUGGUUGCUGCUGGAAAUAAUGCUAAUACCUUGCAUUAUACUGACAAUAAACAAAAAAUCAAGGAUGGGGAUUUAAUUCUUGUAGAUGCUGGCUGUGAAUAUCAUGGAUAUUCAAGUGAUAUAUCUCGGACAUGGCCAGCAAAUGGAUGGUUUUCUGACGCUCAAAAGACAUUAUAUGAAGCUACUUUAUGUGUUCAAAAAGAAUUGAUUGACAUGUGUCAAGCUCGUCCAUCAUUAGACACAUUGUAUGAAGCCAUGUGUUUUAAAUUGGGAAAAGCCUUGGCAGCAGCUCAUGUAUUUAAAAAAAAUGUUGAUCCUUCAGAGUUAAAUAUGUUAGCUCGUGCAUUGUGCCCUCAUCAUGUUAGUCAUUAUUUGGGAAUGGACGUACACGAUAAUGGUACCAUCAAAAAAAGUAUUAAGACUGAACCUGGUUUUAUCAUUACAGUGGAACCUGGUGUUUAUGUAAGUAAAAAUAAUAUAAGAGUUCAUAAAGAAUUCCUUGGAUUGGGCAUACGAAUAGAAGAUGAUGUGUUGAUCACUGAAAACAGUAUUGAGGUGUUAAGUGAAGAUUGUCCUAAAGAAGUAGUAGAUAUUGAAAAAAUCAUGUCAAGGCAACCAAAAUGA